UGUUAAUGUUGACUUGUUAGCACUGUUUGUUUUUUGCAGUUAUAAACCUGAAGUAAAUGGGAAGAAAGAGCGACAAUGUCUUCUGAUGUGUCACAAUACACUAUUGGGGGAGUGAAGAUCAUAUUCCCUUGCAAGGCUUACCCAUCACAGCUUGCUAUGAUGAAUGCAAUUGUUAAGGGCUUAAAUAAUAGGCAGCACUGUUUGUUGGAGAGCCCUACAGGAAGUGGCAAAAGCUUGGCACUGCUUUGCUCUGCAUUAUCGUGGCAGCAGUCUCUGUAUGAGAAAUUAGCACUCAUGUCCUCAUGUGAGAAGGAAGACAGAAAGCCAGAGACCUCUCUGCCGUGUCGUUGUCGGUGUCAUUCCCAAUCUAAGGGCAACGAGGCUGCAACAAGUGUGAAUCGUGGUGCUUCCUGCUCUUCCAAUAACUGUGAAGCACAAAGCUCCAUAAAACCUGGGAGCCCACUAACAAACACAGAAUGUAAGGGAAAUGAAACGCUGGCUUCGAAAUUGUCUGCUAAAAAAAGGUUAUCUGCAUGUGACAGUGAGAAUGAUGAUUUUCAAGUAGACAAAAAAAGGAUUCGUCCUUUAGAAACUGAGCAGCAGCAGGUUAGAAAACGACAUGGUUUUUCAAAGGGAGUGCAGCUGGUUGAUGCCUUAGAAGUUUAUCAUCAGAGAAAAAAUGGAGACCUGAUAGUUCACUCUGAAAAAAGUGUGAAAACCACUACUUUUUCUCCCAAAACAUCUGCUGGUCCUUGCACUGAGUGUUCCUGUUCUUCUGGAAAAGAAAGUGAUAAAGAUACCAGUAACACUAAGAAGAAAGAAAAAGAAGAUCCAUCCUUCAUUCCCAAAAUAUUUUUUGGAACACGAACACACAAGCAAAUAUCCCAGAUUACCAGAGAGUUGAAGAGAACAGUGUUUUCCAGUGUUCCUAUGACAAUUCUUUCCAGCCGAGAUCACACCUGUAUUCAUCCAGUGGUGUCUAGUGGUGGCAGUAACAGGAAUGAAAUGUGUGUAGAAUUGCUGGAAGGAAAACAUGGCAAGUCCUGUCCUUACUAUCAUGGUGUUCAUAAGCUCAGUGAACAUCAUGCCCUACAGUCUGCACAUGGGAAGUAUCAGGCUUGGGACAUUGAAGAUCUGGUGGGCCUGGGAAAGAAGCUCCGUGCCUGUGCGUACUUUGCAGCCAGAGAGCUCAUGGUGGUCGCAGAUAUUGUGUUUUGUCCUUACAAUUAUCUCCUGGACCCACAGAUACGGGAGAGCAUGGACAUUAACCUAAAAGGCCAAGUAGUCAUUUUAGAUGAAGCUCAUAAUAUUGAGGACUGUGCUCGGGAGUCAGUGAGCUACAGUGUUACAGAAAGUCAACUAAGAGCUGCUCGAGAAGAGCUGGAUUUCAUGGUCAGUAACAACAUCAGGCAGAAGGAUCAUGAGCCUUUACAUGCUGUGUGCUGCUCUUUAACAAACUGGUUACAAGAGAGCUCUGGUCAGCUAGAAGAAAGAGGGUAUGAAAUGUCCUGUAAAAUUUGGAGUGGAAAAGAAAUGCUCAACAUUUUCCACAAAAUGGGAAUAACUGGUAUUACUUUUCCCAUUUUACAGAAACAUCUUGCUACUAUCCUGGAAAAAGAAGAAAAAGUAUCAAUGUUUGGUAAAGAGGAAGUUAUUGAGAUUCCAAUUGUGAGCCCUGCCACUCAGAUUGUACUGAAAGGCUUAUUCAUGGUUCUUUUGUGUCUUUUCAAAGAUAACAGCAGAUAUGCAGAUGACUACAGAGUUGCUCUGCAGCAAACCUAUGCUUGGAUGAAUGAAAACCAACUUGAUGCUUCAGAUACAAGUGCCUUCUUCACACGACCCAGGCAUAAAAGGAGUUUGCGGCAGAAAACCGAAGUCCACAUGCUGAAUUUUUGGUGCUUGAAUCCUGCUGUGGCUUUUUCAGACUUAAGUGAUGUUAGAACAAUUGUUCUGACCUCUGGUACCCUCUCUCCGAUGGAUUCAUUUUCUUCAGAGCUUGGUGUGAAGUUUUCUAUCCAGUUGGAGGCAAAUCAUGUUAUUCGGAACUCGCAGGUUUGGGUUGGCACCAUUGGAGCAGGCCCCAACGGUCGGAAGCUGUGUGCCACCUUCCAGCACACAGAGACCUUUGAGUUUCAAGAUGAGGUGGGAGCACUUCUGCUGUCAGUGUGUCAAACAGUUGGCCAAGGAAUUUUGUGCUUUUUGCCAUCCUAUAAGCUGUUGGACAAGUUAAAAGACCGCUGGAUGCACACUGGCUUGUGGAGAAACCUGGAGCUGGUUAAGACUGUCAUUGCAGAGCCUCAAGGAGGGGCAAAGAGUGACUUUGAUGAACUGUUGAAAAUAUACUAUGAUGCAAUAAAAUGUAAAGGAGAAAAAGAUGGAGCACUCCUUAUAGCUGUGUGCAGAGGAAAAGUUAGUGAAGGCUUGGAUUUCUGUGAUGAGAAUGCCCGGGCAGUUAUAACCAUAGGCAUUCCAUUUCCAAAUGUGAAAGACCUUCAGGUUGAAUUAAAGAGGAAGUACAAUGACCAGCACAAAAAUACAAGAGGCCUUUUACCAGGGAGUCAGUGGUAUGAAAUCCAAGCUUAUAGAGCUCUCAACCAAGCCUUGGGAAGGUGUAUAAGGCACAGGAAUGACUGGGGGGCUCUUAUUUUAGUGGAUGACCGGUUCCGGAAUAACCCUAACAAAUACAUCACUGGAUUAUCCAAAUGGAUUCGUCAACAAAUCCAGCACCAUGAAAAGUUUGGCAGUGCACUUGAAUCCCUGCAGGCAUUUGCUAGAAGAAACCAGAAAGGCAUUGAUUGUUCAUCAGAGUCCAGCAGUGAAUUUCACCAGGCACCUUCACAUUCAAAAGACCUGUCACAAGCCUCACAACAGGAGGCAACAAUUCAUCUGUCACCAGAUGUUCCUGCUAAAAGUGAGGAACAAAAUUUGGUCUCAGAAGUUAAUUUUACUACAACCACCAGCUCAGAUAAACCUACAGCAUCAAAUCAGCCAAAUAACAUCAUGACAACAAUGAAACAAAGUGGCCAGAAAGUUGAUGUAAGGAGUCGUUCUCACCAUGUACCACAAAGAAGAAAACAUAUGGACUCCACACCCAAAAUAUCAGCAACUAAAGUAGAGAGGGAGAAAGAGAAUGGUUGGACUAAUGCUGCUGUUGUGAAAGAAGGUUGCUGCUUUACACCACUGGCUUCAACCCGUUUGCCUGUAGCCAAGAACUGCACAACCACAGCUAGUAGCAAAGAAAGUAAUGUGAAUAGGCCAAGUGAACUUACUGAUAGGGUAAAUCAAUGCCAGUCAUUAAUUUUGGAACAUCAGCCCAGUGUACCAGAAUCAUGUUUGGAAACAAUGAAUUUUUCAGUUAAAAAUACUGAGGUUGCAGUUGCUGAAGAGCAUCCUGAUCAGCUACAGCUUCAAGUUGAGCCCUGCAGAGAGUGUCCUUCAGCAGCAGGGAAAUCUGAACUUUCAAAGUUAAAUGUAUCUGCAGAAGCUGAGGAUGAGGAUGAGAGUAUCUACUUCACACCAGAACUCUAUGAUGAUGGAGAACCAGAGGAAGAGAAAAUCAGAUCAUUGGUUCCAGCCUGUGAUGCAAAUGAGAAUCAGGUUGAAUAUGGAAACUCCACACUCAUGGAUGAUCAUCUUGUAAUCAACACCUCAGAAACACUCAGUGUGACUAGAAAUAAGAUUGAUGAUGGCAGAAGCACAAGUUUACAUGGAAAAAUGCAGAAUGAGGGGACUAGUACAGUUACUAAUGUAGAGAUGACUAGUGAAAUAGAAGCAGAGCAGAUAGCCUCUCAAGAGAUGGACACCAAAAAACAGAAAAUCAGCCUUUCCAGGUCAAGAAAUAAAGGUGUGUCAUCUUUUCUAGUGAACAGUCCUAGCACACAGUGACAGCUUCUGUAGCACAGGCAGUGAGCAGCCUGUACAGCACAGUCCCACUGUAGAGCAGUGGUGACUCUCUAGUCUCAUCUAGUAUGUACUACUGCCAGACUCCAUUUUUCAUUUUACUUCUUUGUUUUGCACUGUGAAAGUUGAUCAAGAUGCAGUUUUCUACAGGUAUAAUUAAGAUUCUUCAUCCAUAAAUGUGUGGCAAAAAGACAUCAAAUAGAAGCCCAGGUUGAAUUUGCCUUGUGAUGAUAGGCUGAGGAGGUUUGUCUGUUGUAGAUGUAAUUAAUCUGCCAUUGAUACAAUCAAAUAUUUUUUUUUUUCAGAAAGCAAAACACCUGCAUCAUCAGAUCAUGGUUUUCUGCAUUUGUUAGAGCUUUUCUUUUAAAAAAAUUAAAUAUGCAGAACAGAAUCUUUGCAGACCAAGUCAUAUGAUAGAUUGAAUUUAGGUACUGAAGCAGGUGUGUCCUUCAGUGCUUUGUUUCUCUCCAAUUUCUUCUGUCAAAAUGUCUUAUCAGAAGCUGUGUAGUAAUAUAGUAGUAUUUGAUUAUCAUGAGAAGUCUUUGUUUUAUAUGAAAGUUGAGGUUUCUUUAGAAUUUUCUUUCAUGAGAGGAUCUGAUUUCUUCUGGCCAGAUUCUGUAUGUAUUCGUAUCAAAAUGUGUCCUCACUAGUGCCCUAAAAACUCAUUCUCUGUGCAAUAUAUAACAAUGUAAAUUUGUACAUAAAGGUCUUUAAAUCUUACUCAGUCUAUUUUUUUUAAGUAUUUCAAACAUUUCUUUCACUUACUGCAUUCGUAACAGCCAGGAUUUUGCUGUAAUAAAAUGUACUACCCCUGACUUGUCAAGAACAGGUUGUUCAUUUCCAUCACAUGAAUGUGAAGGUGCAGGAUAUUUACCAUCUUAAGAUUGGAUCAUCUCUGCCUGAGAGCAGAGAUGAAGUUGUUAACUUGUCAUUUUCCAUAGAAGUUCAUCUG
This is a messenger RNA of Apus apus (common swift), 4852 nucleotides long. It is a transcript of the gene BRIP1, whose product is annotated as BRCA1 interacting helicase 1. Gene Ontology annotation, molecular function: hydrolase activity, acting on acid anhydrides, in phosphorus-containing anhydrides; DNA helicase activity; ATP binding. The record is from RefSeq and is a predicted model, not a curated record. Gene Ontology annotation, biological process: nucleotide-excision repair; double-strand break repair involved in meiotic recombination. The transcript is spliced from 19 exons. The coding region runs from base 76 to 3885 and encodes 1269 amino acids. NCBI's taxonomy places the organism in Eukaryota, Metazoa, Chordata, Aves, Apodiformes, Apodidae. Gene Ontology annotation, cellular component: nucleus.